CAUCCAUCCCCCAUCUCAUCAUCGUUAGACCCCGCUCCCAGCUUCCAACCUCAGCCUUAGCCAGUACCCACGCGUACUCAGCGUCAAACUUACUGCCGCCCGAUACUGAUACCGGUACCGCACCGUAGUGGUAACCUUAUUGUCGCUUCCCCUCAUCGAACCUCCUUCAUCCUCCUCCCCCAUCAAACGCCACCCAUACUCUUGCCUUCCCAUCCCUUAGACCUUCCUCAACCCCUCGUCAAACGUGAAGACAGCCCUUCACUUUUCUUCUUCAUCAAAAUGGCAUCGUCGGACCGCCUUCGUUUGAUCCGUUCUGCACGAAAUUACCAUCUUUGUGGCCGCGUGCCUUUGGUCAACGUUGUUGUGCUCUUUAUCGAGAUCGUGGGAUUAGCUCGUGUGGCUAUGCAAUAUGACCUACAUUUUGGCUCCAAGCCAAUACUGACCAUGAUGAUUACCAACUCGUUGCUGAACGGGGUGGCAGAUACCAUCGCCCAAACAGUCACCUCCAUACGAGCUAAAACCCGCAGACCUCGAGAUUUUGGAAAGAAGGAUAGCAUUUCAAUAGAAAUCCAUGAGUUGAAUGAGAAGGGCCCUUUACCUACCCAUCGAGCGGAACUCUUGGCCACCUCACCGCCGCCCUUUGACUUUGAGCGGCUGGUGAGAUACAUGGCAUGGGGCAUGUUUCCUUAUUGCGCCUCUGCUAUUCAAGUGCUCAUCCUCUCUCCUACCUCCCUUGCGGUCUUCUUCAUCUACAUGACCUUAGCAGAGGGAGGUGGAAAGAAAGCUAUCAUUCGAAAAUUCGAUAUGGUUUAUAUUUCCGCUUUGAAAUCCAAUUAUAUUCUAUGGCCAGCUGUUCAAAUACUAAACUUCCGAGUUGUUCCUCUUUCACUCCAACUGCCUUUUGCCUCGACCGUUGGAAUCGCAUGGACAGUGUACCUUUCGCUCACAAACGACGCCGCAGAUUAAUGGCCAGUUGUAGAUCUCUGCUUCAAUCUCAGUAGACCCAGCCCGAACACCUCCCUAAAACAGUCUAAUACCAAUCAGAUCUCUCAAGUCCGGCUCUCACGGUUGGUAGACUAUCAAAAAAAAAAAAAAGCCUCUGCUCUCUUUCCAUUUUCACCGUUUUCACCUUCUACGCUUUCCACUCUCUCUCGGCCAAAUUACUCGCGUAUAUGGUGGGAUAAAGAUAGGGUAAUAAGGUCAACGACAUUGUCUCUCGUUUAUCAUCAUGCAGGUUCCUCCAAGGACGCCUUGGACUUGCCAUUCCUUCUACUACCGUUCUCAAAUUCACGGGCUGUGCAGCAUGUUCCCUGUUAUUUGUCACUGUUGGCGUUAGGUACUAUUAUCCAUAAAAUCACUGGUGGGGGAGGAAAGGUGGCAUUUCAUAUUUUAGGAAUUUACAUCCUGUAGUAGUCCGUGGUUCA
This is a messenger RNA of Tuber melanosporum (Perigord truffle), 1424 nucleotides long. RefSeq lists its product as uncharacterized. The transcript has 8 exons. The coding region runs from base 280 to 966 and encodes 228 amino acids. Gene Ontology annotation, cellular component: cytoplasm; membrane. The record is from RefSeq and is a predicted model, not a curated record. Lineage: Eukaryota; Fungi; Ascomycota; Pezizomycetes; Pezizales; Tuberaceae.